CUGUUAGUGAAGUUAGUGUAAGAGCAAGGCUGAACCAAUUUAGAGUCGAUCCUAGUACAAUUGGAUGAUGAUAUUAUGCAUCUUUGGAUUAUGCUAAAUCUGGAUUCAGUGGCAAUUGGAAAUCUGUGUUACAAAGGAUUUGAGUAGCGAAUGAAAAUCAAGAUUUUAAAUGCCCCAUAUGUCUGGGAAAGGAAAAUGGUUGCAUUUCUUGGAGGAAAUUAAGCAACAGAUGUCGAUGUUAUGAUUAAACUCAGUUGCACAUGUUCAAAUGAUAACUAGGAAAAUGGAAUUGAAGCUGUUGUUGUAGUGCAAUUCUUUUUCUUAUUCCAUUUGGCUUCAACAAUGGAAAAUGAAAGCUUUAAUUAAGGUUGUGCUCUUGAGCACACUGAGCUUGGAGCUGCUUAUCAGAAGUGAGAAACCCCCAUAGACCAAGAGAGUGGUUCAUCAAUGGCGUUGCAAUCAGAUCACCAGGCUAAGAUAAUUGACGGCAAAGCCAUAGCACAGACCAUCCGAUCUGAAAUUGCUGAGGAAGUUCGCCAUCUCUGUCAGAAAUAUGGCAAGGUCCCUGGACUGGCAGUAGUGAUUGUGGGGAGCAGGAAGGACUCCCAGAGCUAUGUCAGCAUGAAGCGAAAGGCAUGCACUGAAGUUGGCAUUAAAUCUGUCGACAUAGAUCUCCCUGAGAAUGUGUCCCUAGAUGAUCUCAUAGCCAAAGUUCACGAAUUAAAUGCGAAUCGUGAUGUACAUGGCAUACUUGUUCAGCUUCCAUUGCCAAGGCAUAUUAAUGAAGAGAAAGUGUUAAGUGAAAUCAGCAUCGAGAAGGAUGUAGAUGGGUUUCAUCCUCUCAACAUCGGCAAACUUGCAAUGAAAGGCAGGGAACCUUUAUUCCUCCCUUGCACUCCCAAGGGCUGUCUUGAACUUCUAUCACGGAGUGGUAUAAGCAUAAAGGGAAAGAAGGCAGUUGUGGUGGGAAGAAGUAACAUAGUUGGAUUGCCAGUUUCAUUGCUGCUUUUGAAAGCCAAUGCUACUGUUACCGUGGUUCAUUCCAACACUCCUGAUCCAGAGAGUAUCAUUCGUGAAGCGGACAUUGUUAUUGCUGCAGCAGGACAGGCAAUGAUGAUCAAGGGUAGUUGGAUAAAACCAGGUGCUGCAAUUAUAGAUGUUGGCACAAAUGCUGUAGAUGACUCCAGUAGAAAGUCGGGUUAUAGAUUGGUAGGGGAUGUACAUUUCCAGGAAGCAUGUAAGGUAGCUGGAUGGAUAACUCCGGUUCCUGGUGGAGUUGGCCCGAUGACUGUUGCAAUGCUUCUCAAGAACACAUUGGAUGGUGCUAAGCGAGUGAUUGCGCAGUGAGGGCUGUUAAUCUUUCAUAGUCCCCAUAAUAAGCUGUUGCUAAUUUCAGGAGAUAAUUUUGCAAUGGAGUUCACAGGUUUUGAUUGGAAAAUCCUGUAGUUUUCACUAAUAUUGCAUGGUGUCAUGCAUCUUGUAGUAAACUAAGUCCUUUCUGAUCGAUUUGAUUUAUCUCCCCAAAUUCAUUUUAUAUCUCUAUAAUUAUUGUAUAUUUUGUCAACUAAAGUAAACCUAUAUAUUUACCAAAGAAAGAAAUACGUAAAUCAUUAUAAUU
Rosa chinensis is the source of this 1618-nucleotide messenger RNA. Its product is annotated as bifunctional protein FolD 2. Gene Ontology annotation, biological process: tetrahydrofolate interconversion. Gene Ontology annotation, molecular function: methylenetetrahydrofolate dehydrogenase (NADP+) activity; methenyltetrahydrofolate cyclohydrolase activity. The record is from RefSeq and is a predicted model, not a curated record. The transcript has 6 exons. NCBI's taxonomy places the organism in Eukaryota, Viridiplantae, Streptophyta, Magnoliopsida, Rosales, Rosaceae. The coding region runs from base 448 to 1347 and encodes 299 amino acids. Gene Ontology annotation, cellular component: cytosol.